UUUGUUUCUGCAAAUGUGUCUCGUGACAUGAUUCUGUCAUCUGUGAAAAAUGGAAAAAACUUUGAUAUCACUAAAGCAGUCAAAUGUUGAAGAAAAGCAUCCUGUUUCCAAUUUUGAAGCACACUGGGAUUCUUGUUUUCUAGAUGCUUCUUUUGAGGAGUGGUUGAAAUAUUUGCAAUGGUACAAUGACAAGGCACGUUCAUGGCAUGAAACUUUGCCAAUUGAUUUGGGUUCAUUAUGGCAGCCGGUGGACCUUCUCACACCACCAUUUGUCUUUGAUGUUGCUUUCAAAUGGUGCCAACAGCUUAAGCAACCUAUGGGAGUUUCAUACCGGACCGUUGAAAUCUAUGAGCGAUUCGCCCGGUCAUAUUGCUGUCAAAGCCUCCAUCUAAAAACCACAGUCGUUGGAUCCAUAAACCUAAAGACGUCUUGCAAAAUGCGAUGGCAAGAAUUUUGUAUGGAAAUGAGACAUCAAUCAUUAUUACAUCUGGUAUCUUGCCUUCAGAUUGCCUCCAAACUGGAAAAUGGGUACAAGUUGGUAACAGUUACGGAUGCAGCCAUGCUACUCCGCCAGUCCCAGAGACCUUGUGAUCGUUCGACGAUUGUUAAUUCCGAAAUUCUUGUUCUUGUUACACUUAAAUAUGAUGUUAGCUAUCCACCCAUCAGCGAUUAUGUGGAUACGUUCAUCUGUCAGUUAAUUUUGGUUCUAAAGAGGAAACCAGUAACGGCCAAAUCUGCACAAUUGUUAGCAGCAGUAGAUGAGAUUCACGAAAUAUCUCUGGAAUUUAUACGUGCUAUUUACUUUGAUCAACAGCUGAUUGUGCGAAAAAUAGUGGCAGGCCUACCUACUGAAACCCAAAAAGAAAGAGCCAUGUGCAGCCAUCGGCGAAAUUCUCGCGAUUUCAACCAAGUGCAAUUUGACAAGGUUUUGCUAGCUGCCGGAGCAAUUUCAGCUGCAACAUUUUUAAUACAAGAAAACGCCGCCGCCAAUGUAAUGAAGGAACUCUACACACGAACGGGGGCUCACCCAGCUGACGUGGCAGUAGUUUCUUCCGUUCUGGUCACGCAUUUAGUUCCUGAAACAUGAUAAUUUUUCCAAAAUGAAACUAUGCCCUGCAAAAAAAGAACCAACUCGUCCUUGCUAAUAUCGUACGAUACGAAGAUGAUCAUCGGAUGUUUCCAAAUAUUGAUCCAACAGUCAAAAGUACUUCAACAUAAACUUCCAAAGCACAUUUUAAUUUAACUUCUCAUAAGGAAAUGUACCAUACACCUGUGAAUUUUAAGGAA
Daphnia magna is the source of this 1287-nucleotide messenger RNA. RefSeq names its product cyclin N-terminal domain-containing protein 1. The transcript is spliced from 5 exons. The record is from RefSeq and is a predicted model, not a curated record. Bases 50 to 1087 code for a protein of 345 amino acids. Gene Ontology annotation, biological process: reciprocal meiotic recombination. Lineage: Eukaryota; Metazoa; Arthropoda; Branchiopoda; Diplostraca; Daphniidae. Gene Ontology annotation, cellular component: site of double-strand break.